AUGUCCCAGUCAUGCGAUGUCUGUCUCGACUUGAAGUAUUCCGCUCAACGGGCGGGCAAACGACUCCCACACCUGGGCUUCACUCCUGGCAGGGGAGAUGUUAACGUGAGAUACCUGAAGGACAUUGUGGCCUCACGCGAAUGCCGCGUGUGUGUGUUUAUCUUGGAAUGUCUCCGAUAUUUUGAGCUUGAACUUGCAUCCGACGACUUCGUCCUGCUUUGCAUGCAAGAGAAUAAUGAAACCACGAUAUUAGACCCAUUAUCAUACAGUACUGUCCAGGUCUACGCACCAUUAGGACAACCGCCUGCGUGGCAAGGCAUCGUGACCGGCCACGCGCUCAGCACCCACCCGGAUUCACAGGAAGCAUACGACUUUAUCGAGACAUGCCUCGCAAGGUGCGAGCAACAUCCAACAUGCAGACCGACCUCCACUUACGUCCCAACGCGUCUGAUCGACGUGGGCGUACCUGGAGACACCGAGGUUCGAGUGGUCGAGACGGUGACCUCCUCUCAAGACCGCUAUGUUGCGCUCAGUUACUGCUGGGGAGGCCUCGAAACUAUCAAGACGACAGCUUCCAAUUACGAAGCCAUGAAACGAGGUACACCAAUCUCAGGUCUCCCACAGACCAUCCGAGACGCCAUCAUCGUGACCCGCAGGCUGAAAGUCCGAUACUUCUGGAUCGACGCACUGUGCAUUAUCCAAGACUCGGCGUCUGAUUGGGAAAUUGAGUCGAGCAACAUGGCGUCGAUCUACCACAACGCCUAUCUUACCAUUGCAGCUGCCACCGCUGCAUCUGUCACGGAAGGAUUUCUUCAACGUGAGCACUUUGCCGCCGAGCAGAAACCUCCCUUGAUUAUUGAAUGGGAGACCCAGACCGGCCAGCGCACGCUCUUGGGUGCACGAAUGGUCCCUGCCGUGACAACCCACACGCUUGAUCUGAUGGACGAUGACACCCCGCCGUUAUGGUUCCGGGGCUGGACCCUGCAGGAGAGUAACCUCUCUACGAGGGUGCUCACCUACCACCAGGAGGAACUGUGGUGGUCCUGCCUGGGAGGGUCCGCGUGCGAAUGCGGGAUGCUUGACCGGGUCCGCGAUGGAGGCAAGAUCUUCUCUUUCCGGUCGUUCUACUCCAUUACGGACCCGCAGGAGGCCUACAAAGAUUGGCACGAGGUGGUCGACGAGUAUACCUCUCGAGAGCUGACGAUAUCGUCUGACAGACUUCCAGCAAUAUCGGGCAUCGCCCGGGUCGUCCAAGAUAUUACCAAGUCUAGGUAUAUUGCUGGCGUUUGGUUGGAUAAUCUAUUAGCUGAUUUGACUUGGCGUGCGGCGAUGAAUGAUAACAUCGAGGACAGCCACACGGUGAUUCCUCUCGUUGAGUACCACGCCCCCACGUUCUCCUGGGCAUCAAUCGAACAUACGGUCGUAUAUUCUCGUACAGAGGAGUGGGUUUCGGCGCGUUCAUGCACGGUCCUCGAUGCGGAUUCCAAGGUAGCGGGUCAGAACCUCCUGGGCCAGACACUCAGUGCGCAUGUGACGCUACAAGGGCUUCUACUCGAAACGACACUGGAAAUAGGACCCAGUCCUAUGAAUUUGCCUGAUAGAAAGUCGUAUAUCGUUGUUCAUGGCUCCAAAACGCUCCGACCCAGUGUUGAUUUGGCACUGGAGACUUUCCAGUUCACCAACGAAAAUGGUGUUGUGGAGCGGUCCGUUCGUCGAUCACCAUCAGAAUCAUCGAAGAAACAAGCCGAGUCCAGGACACCUGUCUUCCUAUUCUAUAUCGGGUACUAUCGUGGUAGUCGUCUGCCGCAAAGAGAGAAUUGCCAAUGGGUGGAGCACACUUACCUCCUUCUUGGAAAGUCGCCGAGCGAUUCGGCCAAGUACGAGCGGAUUGGGAUAGUCCCUGAGAGUUUUCUGAUGGAGGUUGGAGCUUCGGAGGUAUCCGAAUGUUCUGAGGCGCUGGAGGAUUUCUCGGAAGCGCUCAUCACCAUAGUGUAG
This is a messenger RNA of Aspergillus terreus NIH2624, 1995 nucleotides long. RefSeq names its product HET domain-containing protein. Bases 1 to 1995 code for a protein of 664 amino acids. The transcript is spliced from 2 exons. NCBI's taxonomy places the organism in Eukaryota, Fungi, Ascomycota, Eurotiomycetes, Eurotiales, Aspergillaceae. The record is from RefSeq and is a predicted model, not a curated record.